AUGGCUUCCAUCACCAGGAGAGUAGCUCAGUUACUGGGCUUCGUUGGCUCGAACCCUAAGCCUUCAGACGAGCUUCCCUGGAACCCUCACAAUACCAACUUCCCUACCCGCAAAAACCUCCCUGAUAUUCCAGGAGCUCCCAAGGGGGCUGCUUGGGUAUGGGGUAAAGAUGACAAUCUUGGGAGGCUUAAUCUACUCACCCCAAGUCGAAUUAAAGCGGCUGCGGCUGAAAUCAAAACUGGAGAAAUUAUACCCCUAGAUCUACCCCUCAAUGUUCCAGAGACGCCUGGUUUUGCCCGAGAGAAAUUCGUACAUACUAUCAAAACAAUUAUGAAAGAUGUCGCAUACGACGAUAAGUAUGAAUUAAAUACACAGAGUGGAACUCAAUGGGAUGGAUUCAGACAUUUUGCUCAUUUAUCAUCUCUCAGCUUUUACAAUGGUACAAAAGGAGAUGACAUAGUCGGGCCAGAUGCAAAUCACAAGUGCAGUAUACACCAUUGGGCAGAGCAUGGUAUCGCAGGUCGCGGAGUUCUAUUAGACUAUCGGUCCUACGCGAAAGCCAACGGGAUCGAGUAUGACCCGUAUACUGCACAUGCCAUCACAUACGAAGAGCUCCGCAAAUGUGGCAAAGCACAGGGCAUCGAUAUCCGACCCAAGGCCCAGGGUGGGGAUAUAAAAGUUGGUGAUAUCUUGUUGAUCAGGUCGGGAUGGGUGGAAAGUUACCAUGAGCGCAGCCCCGAGGAGCGUACAGACCUGGCUCUCCGGCCGCACGCUGUCGGUGUCGAUGACGGACAAAAGUACGCUGGGGUUGCACAGGAGGAUGCGAUGCUUGACUGGCUGCACGACUGCUACUUUGCAGCUGUUGCUGGCGACGCACCGGCCUUUGAGCGAUGGCCAACCCCCGUACCAUACUAUCUGCAUGAAUACAUCCUUGCUCUGUGGGGGAUGCCACUUGGGGAGAUGUGGGAUCUCGAGAGACUGGCGAAGAAAUGCCAUGAGACCGGGCGCUGGUUUUUCUUUUUGACGAGCGCUCCGUCUAAUGUUCCCGCCGGAGUGAGCACCCACCCGAACACGACUGCUAUUUUCUAG
This is a messenger RNA of Arthroderma uncinatum, 1089 nucleotides long. RefSeq lists its product as uncharacterized. The coding region runs from base 1 to 1089 and encodes 362 amino acids. The record is from RefSeq and is a predicted model, not a curated record. Gene Ontology annotation, molecular function: arylformamidase activity. The transcript is spliced from 6 exons. NCBI's taxonomy places the organism in Eukaryota, Fungi, Ascomycota, Eurotiomycetes, Onygenales, Arthrodermataceae.